Lolium rigidum is the source of this 1081-nucleotide messenger RNA. RefSeq names its product inosine-5'-monophosphate dehydrogenase-like. The transcript has 5 exons. Lineage: Eukaryota; Viridiplantae; Streptophyta; Magnoliopsida; Poales; Poaceae. The record is from RefSeq and is a predicted model, not a curated record. The coding region runs from base 94 to 765 and encodes 223 amino acids.
GUCCCACUCGUGCAACACAACACGCCGCGCCGCGCCGCCCGGGAUCCCAUCGCCAAAUCUCCGUCCCCAUCCCUCCCGAACCCACCGCCGUCCAUGGCGUCCUCGCCCUCCGCCGCCGUCCACUGCGCGAGAAGUACCCUGUCGCCGCCCUCCUCCCACCCGCGCCGCGCGCCGGCACCCGCUUCACUCGUCCGCGCUGUGGCGCCGCGGCGGCGGCAGCGGAGGGGCGCCGCGGUGGUGGCGGCGGCGCUGGGGGACAUGCGCCCGGCGAUCGACGAGAACCCGGAGGGCGUGCUGUCGGGCGAGUGGCCCGACAACUUCUCCCUCGUCAGCUACGAGGACCUCCGCAAGUACCUCGAGUCCCAGAUCGUCUCCACCGACAAGAUGAGCCCCACGGCGAAGCUCAGCGAGGUCAUGUCGCGCCCGGUGGAGGUGGCCAUGGCGGACCAGAGGCUGGCCGAGAUCGACGCGCUCUUCGCCACGCAGUCCGGACUGCCCGUGCUCGACGGCGAGGGCAGGUGCAUCGGGGUCGUCUCCAAGAAAGACAAGGCCAAGGCAUCCAACGGGUUGGACUCGACCGUUGCAGAAGUCAUGUCAUCUCCUGCGAUAACUCUGACGCUUGACAAGACUGUCUUGGAAGCUGCCGCACUAAUGCUGAAGCAUAAAGUUCACAGGAUUCCAGUUGUGAAUGAACAGCUGCAAGUGAUUGGGAUCGUGACGCGCACAGACGUGUUCCAGGCUUUGGAGGAGGCCAACAAGGCCUAAGAUCCUCCCUGUUCCCUGCAGGCCAUCCAUCCUCAUCCCUGUACAUUUCGACGGCGCGGCGGGGUGCCACUCCUGUACAUGAAUAAUCCUAGCGGUGUAAUAUGGACAUAUAUACUGAGGCCUUCCUGUAUAUAUGGCGGGCGAGGGCUCGGUAUAGUGGUAUACCAUGUUUCUGUCUGUAUGAGUUUUAUGCUGUGUUGUGGAUCCGUGAGAUCUUGAGUAGUCGUUUAAUUUAGCAUGGCUGUCCUUUGCUCUGUUUUGUCAUGAACUUGUGAGAUAUUCUUUCAGUUAACUGCAUUACCUAUCUCUUUUGCUA